AUGGCAUCUUUGCCGUUUUCCAUUUCUAAUAGAAACCGUGCGAAAAUAGCACAGGUAACGGAGGAAUUUGGGGCCGAAUAUCUGAAAAGCAAUCUUUCUAGCAAUAUAAAAGAAAUACCUGGGAUUAGCAAUCGGAUCAUGACAGAUUUUGUCAUGCCUGGUUCGUCUGCUCGCACAAUGUUCCAACCAACUGUUCAAUUCGGUAAUUCCUACUUUAAUUUUGGCUUUAUCAAAUCAUUGUUUGGCUCUUUUGUUUUUGCAAACAAAUCUGAACUUCAUGUUCCGCUUGCAGGCAUCAAGGCUGCAAACAUGGGAGGAUUUCAUGACGUGAAUGGCCACCAAAACGCCUCCUCAAAGCUGCAUAGCUUUUUGAAAGGCCCUUUUAUUAAAAGAAUUCUGUUUUUAUCCUUCAUUUUCACGUUUAUCUUCUACAUGCUUAUGCUCGUCUUUAUCUACCCGCCUUAUCGGUAUCAAAUGACUUCAACUUCUCUCGAAUUGUGCAACCACGAAUGCAGCAAUAAAAACAGCACUCUAGGGUCUUUUAACGGCAGUUUUUUGGCUUUAGAUAGAAAAAACGAAUUUUUAUUAGAGUUCUAUGCUUCAAAUAUAGAGGAACAUCGUGAAAGUGCUGCUGAUGAUUCCAUGAAAGUCUCUAGCUCUGUCACGCCGCAUUACAGCGCGGUUUCAUAUAGACCAUCUUUUUCGGUGUCUUUUUUCGAUCCGAGCAAUAUGCUUAAUAAUUUUCACUCAACAUCUCCUUUUUGUAAUACAUUGGUUUUCCAGUGUAUGCACCUGCUACAAUCAACGCCGACCAUCAACAUUUUGUAUUUAUGUGAAUUGUUUCGUCUGGUGAAGGAAAAGGUCUCUGUAUUGUUUCCAUUUUCAUACCUCAGUUUUGAUUCGUCCUCUGUAUCCUGCUUUUCUUCAUUCCCGCCAUUUUAUAGAAUUGAGCAAUGGUUCUCGACAUUUUGGGAUGAUCCAGAUGACCCAGAAGAUCCUCCAUUCGAGAUCGUCUUUUCACUUCCCAUAUUGGGCCUGGUACGCCUAUCAUUUGAUGUUGCAGAAUUAGAUCAGCUCGUGAUAGGAAACCCGUUUUUUUCAGAACAAAAGGGUAAACAGACAUCAAUUUUGUCUCUUUCGAGGCUGUUUGCGUCUGCCACUGUAAAUGUAAAUUUGUCGACCAGGCUUUUUGAACGGUCCUUGGCCUCCAUUAGAUGUCUCGUUCAAAACGCCACACUUUUCCUUUUACAACCCACCGAUUGUAAACUUCCUGUUUUUGACAUAUUGAUCCCGGAUUUUAGAAUCGAAAGCUUGACCUCAUUUGAGGCAACUAGGGGCAUUUUCAAUGCCGUACUAAAUCGGUACCAGUAUGUUUUGACAGAAAGAACGCAAAAGGUGCUUUCUCGAAGACUUAAUAGGUCUCUUAGAGUGGCUACCAAGAAAAUUUCACGGGCAAUCAGCCUAGGAUCUUUUUUAGAGUUUAUCGUUAGCGUUUGUUUGAGGCAUCCUUUGAAGUUUUGCGCAGAAAAUAUCAAGCUCUUUUUGAAAGGCAAAUAA
This is a messenger RNA of Mitosporidium daphniae, 1557 nucleotides long. RefSeq lists its product as uncharacterized. The record is from RefSeq and is a predicted model, not a curated record. NCBI's taxonomy places the organism in Eukaryota, Fungi, Microsporidia. Bases 1 to 1557 code for a protein of 518 amino acids. The transcript has a single exon.